This is a messenger RNA of Hylaeus volcanicus, 2301 nucleotides long. RefSeq names its product acidic leucine-rich nuclear phosphoprotein 32 family member B-like. The record is from RefSeq and is a predicted model, not a curated record. Bases 1049 to 2011 code for a protein of 320 amino acids. The transcript has 7 exons. Gene Ontology annotation, molecular function: histone binding. NCBI's taxonomy places the organism in Eukaryota, Metazoa, Arthropoda, Insecta, Hymenoptera, Colletidae. Gene Ontology annotation, cellular component: nucleus.
GUUGAAUCUAUUAUGUAAUAAAAUGCAAAUGAAUACUAGCAAAAAAAUACGUACUGAUGUACCUGAACGAAAAAAUGAAAAUAAUAAGAAAACAGAGUUUGUUCAUUGUAACUCCCUCCAAACAACUACACUUUGCCAUCAAAUUAAAAAUUUACCUUCCUCUGCAGGAAAUCUUGUAGCAAAUUUGGCACAAUUACAACCGAACACAGCUUUAAAAAUCCUUCCCGCGACCGCGUAUCGGUUUUCCCCAGAGCAAAAGCUGCAGAUACUUUUUGAGGUUGAACGCGAGAUACGAAAUCAUGCGGAAGCUUUGACGCAACAACUGGCAAUUGAAGACAGGGAAAAUGAAGAGGAUACUUCACCCUUUUAAGAAAAGAAUUCUUAUGUUUUCUACCAUGACCGUGGUAAAAAUUUAACUAUAGGUCUUUAUUAAAGUGACAGAACAAUAUUGCUGUAACAAUUUUUUAUUGUUUGUAAUUUUUUAACAUUGCAUUUCAAUGUUUUUAUAGAUUCUUUCAAUUUAUUGUUUUCAAAUCUAUGUGGAAUAUUACGUUAGAAUGUGAUUAAAUUAGGACUUUUCAAUCUUUCACAAAAACCAAAAUGUAAACAAAUGUAAAAAAAACGGAUCCUUCAAUUUUCCAAAACAUCACCUCCCAUUACUCUGUCUAUAAUAUUUAUAUAGUUUGUUUUGACUUAUAAGAACAAGAAGAAACAACAUUAUGUAUUAUGAUUUAAAAUUAUACGUUAAAAUGAAGCACGAAGGAAGAAUACUGAUACUCUUUGGAUAAAAAAAAGUUUAUUUAAUACUUUAUAAAUAUGUCAUAUUUUUUAUACGCCUACAAGAUUACUGUGCUCUGGUUUGAAGACAAAAGUAGGAAAAACAUUUUAUAGUAUCUGCACAACUCAAUUUUGAAGAAAAUGAAACCUGACGAUCCUGUGUAUGCAGGAAUAAAAAUUAUUAGGAUGAAGGCUGUAUUAAAACUGGUGUCAGGCUUUUAAUUACUUUAAUAAAACUGGUGAAAUCUAUCUUUAUAUAUAAAAACAUAAUAUGCAAGCUGCUAUAGAAGCACGGUAUCCCGCAUCCAAUUACUCUUAUGAUGAGGUCGAAGAACUUGUUCUUGAUGGAUGCAAAAUAAAAAAAAUUUCAAAAGAAGAUGGUGUUUUUCUUAGUCAGUUUAAAACAUUGACCUCUUUAAGCUGUAGUCGCACUGGAUUACUUUCAAUUGAAAACUUCCCCGAGUUACCCACAUUAACAGUAUUAAUACUACUAGACAAUUCAUUGUCAACAACGCACUCUCACUUGGAUAUUCUUUCGACCUGUACUCCCAACUUACGUGUUCUCCAGUUGGCCGGAAAUCGACUGAAUGACAUUCAUUUAUUUAUUCAAUAUUUAACUCCAUUAAAGCAUUUAGAAGUUCUUGAUGUCGAGAUGAAUUGCUUUAAUAAAACAAAAGAAGAUAAUGCGUUUGUUUUUUCUGCAUUAUUCGAAAAUCUUCCUGAACUCAAAGUACUAGAUGGACGCGAUAAAAAUGGCCAAGAUGUUGAUGAUGAAGACGCAGAAGAAGACGAUGAAGAUGACGAAGAAUCUGAGAAAGAUGUUGAUGAAGAUUUAGAGGACGAAGAGCUUGUGGACGAAAUUGGUGAUUUAGAAAAAGAAGAGGAUGAUGACGAUAAAACUGACGCCACUUUUCUUUCCGAUUGUCGAGCGAAUUUAAAAGCUUUUUAUGAAAAAGAUUACACAAAAGAAAAUGAGGAAGAAGAUGAUUACUUUAAUCCUCUUGAUGAUGGAGACGACGAGGACGAGGACGAGGACGAUGAGGAAGACGAAGACGAUGAGGAAGAAGAAGAAAACGACGAUGACGAAGACUACGAAGAGGAUGACGAUACUAAUACAGAGGCAGAUUUGAAAAAUUCCAUAUAUGUAGUUAAUGAUAAGUCAGAAUCCAGUGAACCAAAGUCAAACGACAACAACUUAAAGGAUACUCGCACUUUAAAGAAACAGCGUGUUUAAUACAACGCUUUUAUCCAGGCUUAUUAUUUACGAAAAAGCCAUAAGAAAAACUUGUUUUCUCAGCAUAAUAAAAACUUUAACAUAUCCAUUUGAUCUUACCGUUUUUAAAUAAAAACAAGUUAAAUUAAGUUUUUUUCGUGUUGUACAAAACACAAUAAAAAAGGUAGCAUACAUUUGUUUUUGUAAAAUUGUGACUUUUUAGUCAAUGCACUAAGCCCUAUAUUCGUUUCCAUAAAGCAAACAAAUCAUUGCAGUUUUUUUUUAAAUACUUCAAAUUUUUCUUUUUUAAU